Messenger RNA from Rosa rugosa (rugosa rose), 963 nucleotides. RefSeq lists its product as uncharacterized. The coding region runs from base 42 to 827 and encodes 261 amino acids. Lineage: Eukaryota; Viridiplantae; Streptophyta; Magnoliopsida; Rosales; Rosaceae. The record is from RefSeq and is a predicted model, not a curated record. The transcript is spliced from 3 exons.
AUCAUUGUUCUUUCACGCUCUAAUUGAAUCGAACCCUAGGUAUGGCUGGACCCGACGCAAGCUGUGUGGAUGAGAUCUGCCAGGGAGAUGAAACUGUUUCAAAAGGCGUAAGAAACCUAGCCAUAUUCUUUGAGACUCUCGGCGCCUCUUCUCCGGAUACAAGGAAACAGUUCAGUUCCAGGGCCCGGGCACCUAGUUCUAAAACCAGCAAUCGAAAAGGUUGCGGAGGAUCCGCUGGUUCAGGUUUUGCCUUAGGCACCUAUACCUAUACUCCUGUCGACUUCAGGUCCAAGUUCAGGGGACCAGUGGCUGGUGGAGAUGCUUCUAUGGACAAAGCAGUGCCUUGCAAUGAGUGUUCUAAGGAGCACCCCCCUUAUUCUUAUUGCCCUUACGCACCUUAUGGGCCUUGUCGUAUUUGUUAUAAGGUUCACCACCCUAGUUAUUGCCCUUACUUCGACCAUAUCCCACAGGGUGCAACUUUUGACCAUGGCUAUGAAAUAAUUUGCGGAUGUGGUAAUGAAUUUAAUGAGGAUAAGUGGGUUUGUACCUCUUGUGGUGGGAGCAGAGCAGUGCUUAAGCCCAAGUAUUGUUCCAUUUGUAAUAGCGUGAAACAGCACGGCACAUAUGAAUGCCCGAAGGACAAGGUUCUUGCUGCCAAGUAUAAAUUGGCCAGAGACCAGAGGCGUUCAGUUGUGCCGAAUUUGAUUCCCUAUGACACUGUUUAUAUUCCAAAAUCAUCAUCAGGAAAGAUCUAUGUUCCAACUCCUCCUCCUGGGUGGGUUUGUGGACACAUGAAAGAAGGCAUGUUUACUGGGUCUACGAAAUAAGCUUCCAAGGAGUUGUUGUAUGCUUCUCUGGAUAAAUAGACUGGUUGCACCAGAGAGGAUUCAGUUAAUGUAACUUUAUGGAUGUAAUGUGAAUUUAUGAGCAGAUAAUUAAAGACGCCUUGAGAACUUUUUAAUA